Messenger RNA from Uloborus diversus, 3653 nucleotides. It is a transcript of the gene CRMP, whose product is annotated as dihydropyrimidinase-like. The transcript is spliced from 16 exons. Gene Ontology annotation, cellular component: cytoplasm; cytosol. The record is from RefSeq and is a predicted model, not a curated record. NCBI's taxonomy places the organism in Eukaryota, Metazoa, Arthropoda, Arachnida, Araneae, Uloboridae. Gene Ontology annotation, molecular function: dihydropyrimidinase activity. Bases 69 to 1925 code for a protein of 618 amino acids. Gene Ontology annotation, biological process: pyrimidine nucleobase catabolic process.
GAAAGAGCCCGAUGUCUAGCAGGACUUCGGAACGAGCGAACUUCGAAAACAGGUGCUGAAAUUCUACCAUGUCUGUUUGUAAUGGAGACAUAAGUGAAUCAGAAAGUGCCCAAGAAAGAAGUGUACGUUUUGCUGCUGAAGACAUGGAGGACGAGGUAAUUCGUGUUCGUAAUCCUAUUGUGACCGAAGCAAUUCCUUUUGGACUCGGCGACUCGGAGAGCUCACAGUCUAGGAUCCUUAUCAAAGGUGGCAAAGUGGUUAAUGAUGACCAAAUGUUUGAUGCUGAUGUUUAUAUUGAGGAUGGCGUCAUAAAGCAAAUUGGAAAAGAACUCGUUAUUCCUGGUGGUACGAAAGUUAUUGAAGCAAAAGGAAAAAUGGUAAUACCAGGUGGCAUUGAUCCUCAUACACAUUUUCAAAUUCCAUUCAUGGGAACAUGCUCUAUUGAUGAUUUUUAUACUGGAACUAAAGCAGCUUUAGCUGGUGGAACGACGACAAUAAUUGACUUUGUCAUCGAUAAAGAUUCAUCACUGCUAGAAGGUUAUGAAAAAUGGCGCAGUUGGGCAGAUGAAAAAGUUUGUUGUGAUUAUGGUUUAAAAGUAGCUGUUACGUCUUGGAAUGACAAAACUGAAAGUGAGAUGGAAAUACUUACGAAAGAAAAAGGUGUUAACUCUUUCAAGAUGUUUAUGGCAUAUGAAAAUAUGCAACUUGGAGAUGGUGAUCUUUUGAAGAUAUUUGAAACAUGUACAAAACUUGGAGCUUUAGCACAAGUUCAUGCAGAAAAUGGAGAUAUUAUUGCAUAUCAUCAGCAGAAGCUCUUAGACCUUGGAUUUACAGGCCCAGAAAGUCAUCUUUUUAGCAGACCAGAAGAGGUGGAGGCAGAGGCAACAAACAGAGCUAUAGUUCUUGCUAAUCAAGUACAAUGUCCCCUAUAUGUUGUUCAUGUUAUGAGUAAAAGUGCUGCUGAAGUCAUUGCAUCAAGAAGACAGGAAGGUUGUCUUGUUUAUGGGGAAGCCAUUGCUGCAGCCUUAGGAACAGAUGGUUUACAUUAUUUUCGAAAAUGCUGGCAACAUGCAGCAGCAUUUGUUAUGUCUCCUCCACUUCGUCCUGACCCAACUACACCCUUACGUCUGAUGGCAUUGCUAGCUAGUGGGGCCUUACAAGUAACUGGUUCGGAUAACUGCACAUUUAGUUUAGCUCAGAAAGCUUUAGGUAUGAAAGAUUUUACAAAAAUUCCAAAUGGGGUCAAUGGUGUUGAAGAGCGUCUCUCACUCGUUUGGGAAAAAGGGGUUAUGACAGGUCUUUUAGAUCCGUGCAAGUUUGUAGCUGUAACCAGUACUAAUGCUGCUAAAAUAUUCAAUAUGUAUCCUCGUAAGGGUAGGAUUCAAGUUGGAUCUGAUGCUGAUGUUGUUGUCUGGGAUCCUCAUGCAAGUCGUGUGAUAUCUGCUAAAACUCAUCAUCUGGCUGUAGAUUUUAAUAUUUUUGAAGGACAUGAACUUAGAGGAGUACCUGUGUAUGUUAUUUCAAGAGGCAAGCUUGUAGUUGAGGACGGAGAGCUUCAUGUUAGUCAAGGUGCUGGAAAAUUUGUUCCCACUCAACCAUUUUCACCAUAUGUAUUUGCCUGUUUACAGCAAAGAGAACGGUACCAUGCCCCUGUUGCUCGAGGAGAUUCUGAUGUGCCAGAUGGAGAUAUUCCUAUUUCACCUCUUUCUCACAAUAUUUCUAUGCCACGUGAAUACAUUCAAGGAAUUAGUGGUGGAAAAGGUGGCCAGGAAUUUCAUUCCAGACCCCCAACUAGGGGUGGAACAAGGAAUUUACAAGACUCUACUUUUAGUCUUUCAGGAGCGCAAAUUGAUGAUGAUAAAGGUCAACGAUGUGGAAUUAGGGUUAAUAAUCCACCUGGAGGUCGCUCAUCUGGUUUAUGGUAACUUAUGUAUGGCUAAAUUUUGAUCAAUAUUUAUGGCACAAAUUUGUACUUGUGCUCACUAUAUGCAAUAUGAAGAGUGACUGAACUUAAGCUUUUCUCAAGAAAUAUUUAAAAUAUCAUAUUUCUUGCAUUUUUAUGAUGCAUUUUUAAAGAAUUAUUGCUGAAAGUUAAAUGUGUUGGAAAAAUGUUAUAUUUUGUUACUUUAGGUUGCUUUAUGCAUGUGUUCUUGUUGCAAAACAUUGUAUUUCCAUGUUUACUGGUUUCAAGUUCUGGUGAUGAAAAACUUAAUUUAGAAAGUGUUAAAAUGCAUAAAAUAUUUUGUAGUUGAAAUGUUUGAAAUUUCAUAUGAAAUAUGCAUUUAAUUUUACAUUUUUAGAAGAGUAGUACAUGUGACUUUUAAGUAAAAAGAUUCAAGCAUGCACAAAGACACAAAUUGUCGACAUUUGCUACUUUCUACCUGUUUCCACACUUUUAUCUUUAAAAAGUGUUUAUUUUAUUAAUUCUGUUUUACUUCUGAAAUAAUCAUUUUCAUUACAUUGUUAUUUUUCUUUCUGAAUUGUUUUAUAAUUCUCAAAUCAAGUACAUGUGUUAACCAGUCCAUACCUAUUUGUUUGGUGCUUAAUACUCUUUACAAACAAAAAUUUUUAUCAUGUUUGAACAUUUUUAAUUAGUGUGUUCUCUGUCAUGAAAGCCUUUUGUUAAACACUUGCACUUGUCUUUCAUGUGUCCUAUACUUGCUUAUUUCUUGUUGAAUCAACUAUAAAAUUACAUUUCAAUUAAAGCAUAGUUAAAUUUUAUCCUUAAAAUCAAAUUAAUCGGUGCUGAAAUUUGUCUUAUUUUUAAAACAAAUGUUAAUCAAAAUUGUUAUUCUUUAAUAUUAUAAAUUUAAUUGCAUGUCAUUAGCAUUUCUAUGCAUCUUUUUUAAAAAAUCAUAAUGGAAAUUGGUGCUGGAAUUUAUAAAAUUUGUUGCUGUUUCUCUUUGCGACUCCCUAAAGUUGCUGCAAAUUGCUAAUAGCUCAUGCUUGUUUUAAAUUAGCUACAACAAAAAGAACUAAUGAAAAAUCUAAAGCAGCCACAAAUAUUUCAUAAAAUUGCUGUAUAUAAAGUUUACAUUUCAUUUGUUAAAAAGUUGGGAUUAAUUAUGACAAAUUUUGUGGGCAUUAUUUCUGCAGCAGUGACUGGCUAUUCUAUGAAGAUUACCGAGUUACUGUCAUUAUAAUUUUAUCUUGUGCAUCAUAUUUUUGGGGAAGUGUUUCAGCUUAAAUACAUACACAUUAGUAUCAAAUCAUGGCUUCAUAGUUUUAUGUUUUUUGUACUAAUUUGUAAUGAAAAUAAGCAUUAUUUUCAUUUAAUCGUUACCCCCCCCCCCCCCCCCGGGGGAAAUUACCAUUAGUUCAUGUGGAAGGCUAAUUUCAGUGUUCAUGUUAUUGAAUGAUCAGCAAAAAACUUUAAAAAAACAAAUUCAUUACAUGUCAUGAAAAGCACAUGAACAUUCAUAUAAUUUAUAAUAAACCCAUUUUUUCCACCUGUAAAGUCCGCCGCAAGUGAUAGUUAAAAUGUACUGAAACUUAACAUUUAAUGUUACAAAUACCACUUCUUGUUACAUUCUAUGUUUUUACUUGUUUUUUAAUGUGUCAUUACAUUGUAUAAAUUUUGUUGCUGUAUUGAUUUGCUAUAUUUGGAAAUAAAUAGAAAUGUUGUGAAUAAAUUGAUAAUGAUGUGCUUGUCA